Aspergillus nomiae NRRL 13137 is the source of this 1692-nucleotide messenger RNA. RefSeq names its product SWR1-complex protein 4. Gene Ontology annotation, molecular function: transcription corepressor activity. The coding region runs from base 1 to 1692 and encodes 563 amino acids. Gene Ontology annotation, cellular component: NuA4 histone acetyltransferase complex; Swr1 complex. The transcript is spliced from 4 exons. The record is from RefSeq and is a predicted model, not a curated record. Gene Ontology annotation, biological process: DNA repair; chromatin remodeling; negative regulation of transcription by RNA polymerase II. NCBI's taxonomy places the organism in Eukaryota, Fungi, Ascomycota, Eurotiomycetes, Eurotiales, Aspergillaceae.
AUGGCCGCCGCCGAUGUUCGCGACAUGUUGGAUUUGCCCGCGGAGGGCCAACCCCGACCGCAUAAGAAACAGAAGGUCGUCGAGAAGAGGCCCGAGGGUAUCACUCGUGAACUGUACGCCUUGCUCGGCGAAAGAGCACCUCCGAUCGCCAUCAACGAGAACCGUUACAAAGGUCGCCCGAAAUGGAUGAGCAAGCUGAGAGUUCGUCCAUGGCACAUGGCUCCCUUCACCAAUGAAGCUCGAUCGGAUGGACUCGUUUUACGUCACUGGCAAAGACAAAGCGAUACUGCAAAACCGGCGCUGGAGGGACCAGAGACAGACGGUGAAGAACAGAAACAGGAUGAAGGUGCCCUGCAAACCCCGGACCAGGAAUACCUCUUUGCGAAAUACAACGUCAAAGCUCGAGUACCGCGGCGAUACACAGACGAAGAGUACAACCGACAUCUCAAGAGCGAUGACUGGUCGCGUCAGGAGACAGAUUAUUUGAUGGAUUUAGCCGAGGAGUACGAUCUACGAUGGGUGAUUAUCGCCGACCGCUACGACUUCCAGCCACAUCCCGUCGAUGCGGAAACAAACAACAGUGCGCUUGUACCGGCCAAGCAGGUCAGAACUAUGGAGCACAUGAAGGCACGGUACUACUUUGUCGCUGCAUCGAUGCUUGCCCUAGAACACCCUCCUUCGGAAAUGUCCGAGGCCGAAUUCGAUUUGCACGAGAAGAUGAUGAAAUUCGAGCCCGAGCGCGAGCGGGCACGGAAAGAACUUGCCGCUCUACAGUUGGAACGUACGGCCGACGCAGUGCGUGAGGAAGGAGUCCUGCUGGAAGAACUGAAACGCAUUACUGCAAACGAGCAAACCUUCAUCGCAGAGCGCAGAGAGCUGUACUCCCGCCUUGAGGUUCCCAUUAGCGUGGGCAACACCACCAUGUACCAGUCCAGCCAGGGCUUGUCUCAUCCUGCCGCACAGACCCCAGCACCGAAUGCAAACGCCCGUGACAGCCGUGGCGAAACCCCAAGCAACGCACCAGCAGCGCCUACAAACAAGAAGGCCGCGGCCGCGGCCGCAGCGAACAAAGAGGCUCAACAGAACAUCAGAACGCUCACACCAUCUGAAGAGGCCAGAUACGGAGUACAGCAUCACGACCGUCUGGCUCCAGGCGUACAGUUCCGUAGCGAUCGUGCCCAGAAACUGACGCAGGCCAAGUCCAACGUCCAGACCCAGAAACUGGCUGCUGCACUCGCUGAGCUAGAAGUACCGCUUCGGCUGGUCAUGCCUACAGAACGGGUAUGCAAGGAGUUCGAGAAGCUGAUCCACUCAGUGAACCUAUUGCUUGACGCCCGCAAAGUGGCCGAAAAGGUGGAGAGUGAGAUCCGCGUACUGGAAGCCGCUAAGCAGGAAAGAGAGCGCAAAGCAAAAGAAGCCAAAGAGAAAGAGAAGCCCGAGGUAAAGACAGAACAAGACGAUAACCCGGCUCCAACAGCAGAUGUGGCUACUGAGCCUACCGGUGCUGCGUCUGCUGCUCUACCUUCUGCAGAAGGUCAAGCGGAGACGGCGGGUGGUACAGAAGACAAGGAGGCAGAGGCCGGUGGUGGUCAUACUGGUGAAGCGACAGCGCGAGAGGGCACCUCGCAAAAGCGUUCAGCCAGUGUCCUAAGCAACACCAGUGAUAAAAGUACCAAGCGGCAGAAGAAGUGA